Juglans microcarpa x Juglans regia is the source of this 2758-nucleotide messenger RNA. RefSeq lists its product as uncharacterized. Bases 1458 to 2258 code for a protein of 266 amino acids. Lineage: Eukaryota; Viridiplantae; Streptophyta; Magnoliopsida; Fagales; Juglandaceae. The record is from RefSeq and is a predicted model, not a curated record. The transcript has 2 exons.
ACAUGCUAUGGUUUUUUUAUUGAACAAGGUUUCCAGCUUUUUCGUGAUGUUUGGUAGGGAAAUUAUGGGUUUUAAGUUAAAUAGAUGUACAUGGGAAGCAUUUGGUACCAGAAUGGAGAAAGCUAAAAUACAUCAGUCCACUAAGUGGAAGAUUAAUAUGUUUUAGCAUGCUUAUAUAUUGAUUAGAUGUUUCAGGUAUGAUAUUUGGAUAAUUUUUUCAUUUUUUAAUUAAACAGAAUAUUACAUAUGCAAGGGAAAACAAUUUGAAGCUUGUGUGGUUAGGUCUUAAUGUAUGAAACCUCCAUAAACUUUAUUUCUUUACCGAUAAAAAAAAUUUAUCACAAAAUUUAGCUGCCUCAUGGUGGUCAGGUUCAAGUUGUAAAUUCAAUAUUUCUAGUUAACGACCAAUUUCUCAUUGUGAAUAAAUACAUAGUAAAAAAAACUAUACACUGUCAUGGCAUUUUCUGAUUGUUUAGGAGGUAAUGUAGCUUAUAUUUUCUUUCACACUUUGGACAUCCCCGCGAAGUUGGGGGGGGGGGGGGGGAUGAAACUUUGGUGGAGUUGUAUACAGAUAUGGGUGAAACAUACUUUUCACUCAAUGGUAAUAUCGAUUAUAUUUAAAUGUACAGUAUUUACCAUUUCAAUUGGUAAUGUCUUUGGCAUGAAUUAAUGUUAGGACAUGACCCCGGAAUGUGGUUAUACUCACAGCUGAUUUUGCUCUAAAACCUCCGGUCCACUAAAGUUUUUUAUCUUUUGAUACUGCCUCAUGGAAAGUGGAAUGAUGUUUUGAAUGAUUGUGUACCAGAGCUGAGUUUUUUGAUUUAGGUUACUAGAUCUUUGGUAAGCAGAUUUCAAGCAGCUCCUGGAUUUGAGUCACUAUUUUCUUAUGCGUGAUCAUUGAUUUCUUUUCGAUACCUUCAUGACAGUUUGUCACAGUAUUAUCUGCACGAUCUUUUAGUUUUGCUUGUUUAUAAAAAUAUAUAUUCCAAACAAACAAAGAACAGGUGGUUGCAGGAAAAACCUUUUAACAAUUUUUUUACUGACAGCAUUAUUUCAAUUACCAUCACCAAGCUUGAUUGCUUUUUAGUCACUGCUUGAUGCGAGAUCUUUGGUGAGGGACUAUUCUGCAUGCUCUUGUUCUACUAGCUGCCAAAUUUGUUUGCCAUAAGCCUUCUUGACCAACACACAUUUCUACUUCUGCAUUCAGCAGCCACUUAUAGUUUUGGAGUACAUAAACAAUGAUUACUUGGAUACGAGGAAGUUUCAAUACUUGGGUUCUUCCACCUGCCUUAAAAAACAAUUAUUAAUUGUGUUAAAGAAUACUUGCAUGUCAGGCCGAGAUCAGCUCAGCGGUAGAAAGAAAGGGCAAGACACUUGUAGGAGACAAAAGACCUGAGCUGACAUUGGGAGAGUUGGAGGGGGUCUUGUGGGAUGUCAAAUCUCAAUUGAAGGGAGUUAUGGAUUAUGUAAGAGAUCUAAUGAUUAAAGUGUACAAGGGGCUGAACCUAGUUGUGGGUUCAAGUGUGUUGACAAGUGUGCCGGAAAGUGUGCAUGCAAAGGGUGUGUCAACGAUAGGGUCGUUGGAUGCUGGCAUCUUUGUUCAUGCCAGUGUCACUAUGCCUUCUAAGGGAGCUGUAGGGUCUCAGGCACUAGUUGCAGAUGAAGUUGGUCCUUCUAUCCAGGGUUCAUUUAUAGUUGAAGACGGGGAUCCCUCCAAGUUCUUGAGUAUUUUGGAAGAAACAGUCAAGCCUCUUUUAGAAGAUUCAAACGGGGUAACAGAAGGUAGUGCUUCCCUUCUUGAUGGAGGGGAGGAACCUGUAAUGGUAACAGAUGGAGGGGACAACAACCAUAUAGCUGUCGAGCAACCAUUUGGCGGGAAGGAAAUUAUCGAUUUGUCAUUGGUGUCUCGUGUGGGGGAAGGUUUAGAGUCGGGAGUGCAGUCGGGCACUAUGGCUGGGGAUAAUGUUGUUCCCCUAGUUUCUCUUCCUCCGAUUAACGAUAUAGCGGGUUUAACAUCGGAUUGGAUUCUGAAUAAAGAUAACGGGUUUCUACAAACCUUGGGACUUUCAUAUGGAGAAGAGGGAGAAUAUGAAGACCAAUUUAAAAUACUACUCACUGCAAUUGAGGCGAGCCACACGCUUGAAACCAAAUCUAAGUUUAAAAAAAGUAGAGAGUUAAAGAAUCUUUCAUGGGCAAUUAACUACGAUGUUAAGGGAGGUAGCUCAAGUCGAGGGAUGGCUAAAGGGAGAGCUUUGUGAAGACGUUCUUGUAGUGGGAUGUUCAGGUUGAGGAUUAGUUUUACGGAAUCUAGGGGAUGGGGUCGGGGAGGUGUAACGAUAGUUUUCCAAUUCGGGCUUGGUGUAUUUUGAGUAGGUUUUCAUGGGCUUUUGGGUCAUUAGGGACUGUCUUGUAUGGGCGGGCUAGGUGUUUUCUUGUAUACGUCCAAUGUACUUAGUUAUUCCUAUUGAUAUAUAUAUAUAUAUAUAUAUAUAUAAUAUUAUUACUUAUCAAAAAAAAAAAAAAAAGAAUGCUUGCAUAGAAAUGGUUACACAUGCAUUAUGCACAUGUUUGUAGUUAGACCCUGAUAUAUUCAUAUAUAGCCACAAAUAGGCUUGAAAAGAACUGAUAGAUAUUUUGUUAGGAAUUAUCUUGUUAAUGUUUUUUAUUUUUGUGUACAAACUAAUAUAAAACUGUGAGAGCAAUACAUGCAGGGAAAAUAACACUUCUAGCUGAGGGCUGUCGAGGAUCAUUAUCAGAG